This is a messenger RNA of Zeugodacus cucurbitae (melon fly), 3811 nucleotides long. RefSeq lists its product as uncharacterized. The transcript is spliced from 4 exons. The record is from RefSeq and is a predicted model, not a curated record. Gene Ontology annotation, biological process: animal organ development. The coding region runs from base 650 to 3658 and encodes 1002 amino acids. Gene Ontology annotation, cellular component: nucleus. NCBI's taxonomy places the organism in Eukaryota, Metazoa, Arthropoda, Insecta, Diptera, Tephritidae.
AAAAAUUCAGUUCGCAUUCCUCAAACUCUUCAGUACACAACAUGUGAAUGCGAUCACGAGCAAGUCGGCGUAUUUUUUCUGUGUUUUUUUCGUAUUUCAUUUCAUUUCAAUUUGCUUUCAUUUUCAUUACUGAUUUCAAUUUCAUUCUAAAGGCAAAUUGCAAGAAAUAAAAUAUUAAGUAAGAAACAAAAAAAAACGUAACCGAAAGUUAAAAAUAAAUUUAAUGCUCACGACAUACUCACGAAGCGCGAGCAACAAAGGUGAGCUGCCUUGCUCAAGAGCGAGACACAGAGAGAGACACGAAUUUUCAAUGAGUGCAACGCGCAGGCGAGUGAAAUUUCAACCAUUUGACUCUUUCAAACGGCACUGUCUGCAGGAAGAUAGUACCUUGUAGCAAAACAGGUAGAAUGUGGCGCGAAAGGCUUAUUUGUAAGCGAAACGCGAGCGUGUGCGGUUGGCCAAUGAGUCUGGCGGCAUUCGAGUGAUUUGUGGCAAUAAUAAAAAAAUAAAUGUGUGUGUGUACAUAUGCACAUACUAACUAGAAUAUAGGUAAAAUUCUAAUCUGAAAAAAAACGUGCUAAAUAAAUUCAAACAAAGUGAACAGGAAAUAAUUUCAAAAAUUUACAAAAAACCAUAACGCCCAUAAAGCAUGUCCAGAAAAGCCUCACCUUUGAGUGUUGGUACAAAAAUAAAAGCAAAAACCGCUAUUGUAGAAACAGAAAAUCACACGAGAACAACAACAACAACAGGCACUGUCGAAGUGUCACCGAGUACUAGUUUGAACACAGUAUCCGGUGAUACGACAGCCAUGCAGGCAGUCAAAAUCAAGAAGGAAUUGCCCAGUGAUGAGAUAAAGGAAUUCGCCGAGAACACAAUGAACGAACUGCUCGGCUGGUAUGGGUUCGAUGGCGUGGAUCGACUGGACUUGUCGACGAAAACUAGCCGCCUGCUGCAAUCCGCGGCGGUGGCACAAGCCAACAAUGCCGCACUGACUGCUGCCAAUAGCAACAACUGUGGCAACAACAACUCCAGCGCCAUGAGCCAACAACAACAGCGACAUUGCAUGGAGAAGCGACGUAGUCGCAGUCGCGCUGCCACAUUGCUGCAAUUGCAACAGCAACAGAAUGAACAUAUGCGCAACAUGAAUAACAACAACAGCAGCAGCAAUAACAAUGCGAACAACAAAAGCGGCGGCAGCAGCAGCAGAAAAAUGACGCUCAAUUGUGGCGGCGGCGGAAAUUAUCGCACCGGCAACAGAGGUAACGCCAGCGUUUUAUGCGGUGUCAGUGGCGGCGGCGGAGGUGGUUGUGGUGGUGUUGGUGGUGGUGGCGGCGGUGAAAGCACAACAUCCGACCAUGAUACGCGCAGUUCGCGCGAAGAGGAUUCAAAGAGUCCGAUUUCAGCGGGCAAAAAUACAACUUUGGAGGAGAAAAUCGAUCUGCUGAACUGCUGUUGGUGCCGUCGUCCGGUGCCCGAAAACGCACCCGAGUUUCUCACCACCACCGAUGGGCCGCGUUAUUGCUCCGAAUCCUGCUUCACACAAUCGCGACGCGCCUCUUUUAAGAAGGCCAAAACCUGUGACUGGUGCAAGCACGUGCGACAUGCCAUCAGCUAUGUGGACUUCCAGGAUGGCGCAUCGCAGUUGCAGUUUUGCUCCGACAAAUGUCUGAAUCAGUAUAAAAUGCAGAUUUUCUGCAAAGAGACGCAAGCGCAUCUGGACAUGAAUCCACAUCUGCGGGAGCAAGGACUGGAAGCGGUGGCGUCGGGUAAUGGUGCCGGUCUGAUUACGCCCGACUUGUGGCUGCGUAAUUGUCGCAGUCGUUCGGCAUCGCCAGCUUCGACCAUAUCUGUGUCGCCAGGCCCACAAGGUGCCGCCGUGGUUACAGCGCAAAAUGUUGGCAUCGCCACUGGCUCUUCAUCUUCACCAGCGUCUUCGGCUGCCUCAAAUGUCGGACACUCUGCGGUGCCUCCGCACAAGCCAAUGAUCUCUGUGGCGCCUGUCUCGAAACUCAUGUCGAAAAGUGUCGGCAUGUUGAGUUCGACGUCGGUGCCAACAUCGAAUCGUGUCUCACCGAAGCACAAUCGUAAAAAGCGUCCAUUGCGCUCCAGUUUGGGUAGUAGUGCUAACACACAUGUCGAUUUAUCUAACGCCUGCAUGAAGGGAAAUCAUGUGGCACGUGAGGGCAGCGGUCUGACUGGUACAGCCGCAACUAAUACAUCCAAUCUGUUGGGUAAAGGAAAAUCGAUGCUGGGCGCCACCGCCAACAACAGCUUGCGUACAAGUCCCGGCGUUCAUUUGCCGGUGGCUGGCGCAGGGGGAAGUUGUGGCAAAUCGGUGGGAUCUGCAUUAAAUCAAUUUGCCGGUUCCAGCGUACAGGAUCUGCAUAUGAGUGUGCCACCACUGUCACCGAUGAUGGAGCAACAAACUCCACCGCAUGUGCUGCCAACACAUCCGUUGAGUGCGAACGCGCGCUGUGGCACAAGUAUACCACCAGCAUUCUUCGCCACGACUACAGGCGGACAUCCGCCCAAUAGCGCCGGUCCACAUCAACAAAUACCGCACGGUGCAUUUCCGUCACAUCCGCCACCGUUUCUACCAAAUGCUGGUGCGCCCGCAGCACCCGGUUUGCUGCCGCGUUUCUUCGGUGCUGGCUGUUUUCCCACAUUUCCGCUACCGCCACAUGUGGUCCAAACGCCGCCUGAUGUGAUGGGCGGUUUGGGGCUUGGUGCCUUGUUAGGCGCUCCUCCACCAGUUACAGUUAUGGUGCCAUAUCCCAUAAUUAUACCGCUGCCCAUACCCAUACCGGUGCCACUGCCAGUGAUGGACUUCUGCAAAGCUUAUAUGACACCCGAAGAGCGCAGCAAACUGAAGGACAAAGAAGCAAGUGAAGCCAAGAAAGAUUCCUUGAGAUCAAGUGCCACGGAUGAGGAGGCAGACGCUGAGGCUGCAUUUGAAAACAGUGAUUGCGAACAAAAAAUAGAAAUAAGCGAAGAAACUAUCAACGAUGAGCCUUUAGAUUUCACCAAAACGAAGGACUGUACAAAUGCGAAAGAUAUUGAGGACCAAAAUGAAGAAAUCUCUCCGGUUUCCGCGCAAGCAGUGGACGAAGCUGCAUCCAGUCUUAAACGCGCCUUGUCUGAUGAGCACUUGGCAACGACAACGACGUUGUCACCAGUUACCCCAGUCACCCCAACAACCAACACUACCGUCGUCACACCUUCGCCGGACCGAUCUCCGUGUUCGCCAGCCACGUCGUGCAAGGCAACCCACUGCAUUGUGCGCUCAGAAGAAUUGGGAACAGUCGGACACGAACUAAGUGCAGAUGUGGGCGAAGCUAGCGGUGCUGGCGGCGAAUGUGACGAUGCUAAACAAAAAUUGCCGAAGUUCAAAAUUACGCGACUCCAGACGAAGCGCACGCUCAUACAAACCAAAGAAUCACCAAGUACGCCCACCACAGCGGCGGCGGAGUGCAGUCGACCAUUACGAAAGCGGAAACGCAUAAUCGAUUGCGAUUUUCAAAAGUUAGCUCUAAAGGAGCUGGCGUCAGCAGACGGCGAUGGAGAAGAAAACGCCGAUAUGCAUAAUGACGAAGCUGAUGCGACCAGUGUAACAACAAUAGCGUGCAAUAAUAAUACUAAAGCGCAAAGCAAAAAGUAGGGUUAUGUUAUAAACACCGAAAUAGUUUUAGAACUCAAUAAGUUUAUCUUAGAUUUAAUUUAAAAAAUAGCUUAAGUAAAUAUUGUUAGUUUUAAGUGUAUAAAAUAAGUACUUAAAUAUAUGUAUACUCUAAUAAAAAAUCUCACAUUUCUU